Molecule: messenger RNA, 1792 nt
Organism: Owenia fusiformis
Lineage: Eukaryota; Metazoa; Annelida; Polychaeta; Sabellida; Oweniidae
Source: the annotation of a GenBank genome assembly
AACUCACCGUUGAAAUACUAUGCUAUGUACGUGAUUGAUGAGGGGAAUGACAUACCUGGAAUUCUAAUACACUCUUCAGUUGGCAUGACUCUGUUCAAUAUCAGUAAUGUGUAGAGCUUUUGAAACUAGAAAGUGUUCACCUUUUCUGUCUUUAUUUUUUCACAUGUUAUUUUUGCGCAAGUUUGUGAAGUUAAAUGAGGGAGAGUGAGAGUAUUUUUUAUCUAUACUGCCAGAACUGGGUUAUAAAAUAGGGUUUCAGUGGUAUUUAUUUCGUGAUUAAUGAUCCCCGGCAUUGGCGCUAUAUCGUGCGUACUAUUGAUCUACUCAACAUGGCGGCUGUGGGAAAAAUUUUAGCCCGAAUUUCUGUGCCAAAGUUUGGUGUGCGUCAUUGUUCCAGUUACAAUGCAACUAGAAAUAAUUUAAGCAUAAAUAAAAAUACGAAGGUGAUAUGUCAAGGAUUCACAGGCAAACAGGGCACAUUUCACAGCCAACAAGCCAUAGAGUAUGGAACCAACAUGGUGGGUGGAGUUUCACCUGGAAAAGGUGGACAGUCACAUUUAGGUCUCCCAGUAUUUAACACAGUUGUUGAGGCCAAGGAAGCUACGGGUGCCAAUGCUACUGUUAUAUAUGUCCCGCCACCAUUUUGUGCCAAGGCAAUAGAAGAAGCCAUAGACUCUGGAAUUUCUCUAGCUGUUGUCAUUACUGAGGGUAUACCUCAACAAGAUAUGGUUCGCGUCAAGCAAAAAUUAUUAGCUCAGGAUAAGACGAGGGUGAUUGGACCCAACUGUCCAGGAAUCAUUAAACCUGGAGAGUGCAAGAUUGGAAUCAUGCCUGGUCACAUUCACAGACCUGGGAGAAUAGGUAUUGUGUCAAGAUCUGGUACUUUGACAUAUGAAGCUGUCCACCAAACCACCCAAGUUGGCCUUGGACAGUCCCUGUGUGUGGGUAUAGGUGGAGACCCUUUCAAUGGAACCAAUUUCAUAGACUGCCUAGAAGUCUUCCUUAAUGAUCCAGAGACAGAUGGUGUUGUACUUAUUGGGGAGAUUGGAGGUCAAGCUGAAGAAAAUGCAGCAGAAUUUAUCAAGCAACACAAUGCGAAAAAUGCUAAUGUUGAGGGGUUCCAGCCUAAACCUGUAGUGUCAUUCAUUGCUGGGCUAACAGCACCCCCAGGCAGAAGAAUGGGACAUGCAGGAGCCAUCAUUGCUGGUGGAAAAGGUGGUGCUCAGGAGAAGAUCGAGGCCUUGAAAGAUGCAGGGUGUGAAGUAACAAUGUCUCCAGCUCAAAUGGGAACUACACUAUAUAAGAAAAUGGAAUCAAUGAAUCUACUAAAGAAGUGAUUUGAAGGACAAUAGUGAAUAUCUAGGGCUAGCAUACAUCAACUGAGACUUUCUUAUAAAAUAAACAUACAAACAAACAAUCAACCUACAGAUGAUGAAAUCUUAAACUACCAGGCAUUGUGUGUUUGAACAAUAUUCAUCAUUUAGUAUAUAAAGUGGAUAUAACACUAUUCUGGAGUUGUAAAUACUGUUAUUAUUUGAUUCCUCCUAGUUAUUUGUUCCGAUAGUGAAUCUUAUAUUAUUUAUGGAGAUCGGUUUGCGCUAGUGAUGACAUCUGUUAAAAUAUCUGUGAAAAAAUAUUUUAGGAGAUUAUUUCUAUUUAAUAUUGCCAACUGCUAUGUAUUAAACCUAAUGCUUGGUACAUGCCAUUGAAAACAUAGCCAAUAGUCAUAUAUGUUAAUUUGUAAUUGUUUUAUUGUACAAUAAAUGAUACAUUGAUAUGCAAUAAGUAUAAA